This is a messenger RNA of Acanthocheilonema viteae, 945 nucleotides long. NCBI's taxonomy places the organism in Eukaryota, Metazoa, Nematoda, Chromadorea, Rhabditida, Onchocercidae. The record is from the annotation of a GenBank genome assembly.
AUGGGCGAGGAAAAUUUACUUUACUGUUACAAUAAAGGAUGCGGUACAAAAUUCAAUCCUAGCGAAAACAAUAAUGAUUCAUGUUUGUAUCAUCCUGGCGCACCAUACUUCCAUGAUGCUUAUAAAAUCUGGAGUUGCUGCAAUCAGAAAAGUACAGAUUUCAGUACAUGGUUAAGUCUAAAAGGCUGCACUCGUGGACAGCACAGUAAUCAGAAAUCGGUAAUGGAAACAAAAUCCGAAAAAUCAGAGACAAAAAUUAAAUCACAAGCACCGGAAGAGGUGAUCGUUUGGAAUGGUUUAAAUAAACCUGCAGCUAGACAUGAUUCUUUGGAAAUAAUGAGGGCGAUAAAGUUUGAAGUAACUGACGGCGCCUUAAGAGCCAUUGAAAAAUUCCAAUCAGAAGUAAAGGAAAAGAUUGAAGCAGAUAUUCAUGUCGGUGCGUCAUGUAAAAAUCCUGGUUGCGAAAAGGUUUAUGAAAACGAAGAAAGCAUGAAUGAACAGUGUGUGUAUCACAAUGGUGUAGCUGUAUUUCACGAAGGAAUGAAGUAUUGGUCAUGCUGUGAGAAGAAGACUUCCGAUUUCAGUGUAUUUCUCGAGCAGAAGGGCUGUACGGUAGGGAAACACUGCUGGACAAAGACAGAGCGAGUUGACAAAAUUCGUGAGGAUUGGUUUAGUGGAGGCGGCUUCAUUCAUUUAAAUGUUUACUGUAAGGGAGCUGUACCGGAAUCGUGCAAGGUGGAGUGCAAUGGUCUUAUAUUGCAAAUAAAAGUCGUACAUGGUUUCGGUGCAAAAGAAACACAGCUGAAUUAUGAACUUUUCGGUAGGAUCAACGUAGAUGCAUCGAAGGUAGUAAUUGGUGAGAGAAAAUUGGAAUUAAUAUUAAAACAAGAUGAUGUAGCAAGCUGGCCACGGUUAACGUAUGAUCCAAAAAGCGUUGAAGCCUAA